Messenger RNA from Monodelphis domestica (gray short-tailed opossum), 3939 nucleotides. RefSeq names its product EPH receptor B6 (gene EPHB6). Gene Ontology annotation, biological process: ephrin receptor signaling pathway; protein phosphorylation; axon guidance. Gene Ontology annotation, molecular function: protein binding; ATP binding; transmembrane-ephrin receptor activity. The record is from RefSeq and is a predicted model, not a curated record. Gene Ontology annotation, cellular component: plasma membrane; dendrite. NCBI's taxonomy places the organism in Eukaryota, Metazoa, Chordata, Mammalia, Didelphimorphia, Didelphidae.
AGAGGCGGGGGCCGGACAACGCUCGGAGGAGGGGACGGCGGCGGCGGCUGCAGCUGCAGCUGCGGGACCUGUACUGAAGGAUCGGACUGAGCUCAGCUCUAGGUGAGAAGGAGCUGUUCCCUCCCGAUUCUUCCGCUCCCCUCCUACACCAGACCCCCGCCUUGGAGAGGAGCCUGCGCCGCCCCAACACAAGCUCGGAACUCCUCGCAGCAGGCAACCAGGCAGCCAGGCAAGCAGGCACCGAGCUAAUCGCGGCGGGUCGUGGCGGCUGCGGGCUUUGGCGAGAGAAGGCUUCAGCUUCAGAGCCUAGGGGGAGGGUUUGGGCAGCGCCGAGGGAAGCCCCGCGCCCUACCCUCCCUGGAGAGCUGCAGUUACCCGGAGGAUCGGGGACUCAGAUUACUUUCCCCUGGGCUGGAAGGAAGUGAUCUCGGAUAAAAUAUCACUCAGUUCUGAGGAAGCAAUUGCUCCCCCUGGCAGUGGAGAUGGUGACUAGACCAAUGGUGAAAGUCAUGAAGAUGCCCCAUGUUGAUUAAAGGGGCCACUCAGCCUGGGGACAAAGUGGAGGAUAUGGUGUGGAUCUGGGUCCUCUUGUUUAUAAUUCCAGCUUUAGCCCUUGAAGAGGUAUUGCUGGACACUACAGGAGAGACAUCUGAAAUAGGCUGGCUCACCUACCCACCAGGAGGGUGGGAUGAGGUCAGUGUCCUGGAUAAUCAGCAGCGUCUGACUAGAACAUUUGAGGCAUGCCAUGUAGCAGAGGGCUUAGGUCUUGGACAGGACAACUGGCUACAAACCCAUUUUGUGGAUCGGCAAGGAGCUCAUCGGGCACAUAUCCGACUCCACUUCUCUGUGAGGGCAUGUACCAGCCUGGGAGUGGGUGGGGGGAUGUGCCGAGAGACCUUUACCCUCUACUACCGCCAGGCUGAGGAACCAGAUGACCCCAGCCAUGCAUCAGCCUGGCAUCUUGGGCCCUGGAUCAAGGUGGACACGAUUGCUGCAGAUGAAAGCUUCCCUGCUUCUGCCUCUUCCUCUUCUUGGUCAGGAGGAGCUGGGCUUCAGCUCAAUGUUAAGGAGAGGAGCUUUGGGCCAUUAACCCAGCGAGGCUUCUAUGUGGCCUUCCAGGAUACAGGAGCAUGUCUUGCCCUUGUAGUUGUGAAGAUAUUUGCCUAUUCCUGCCCUGCUGUACUUCAGGCCUUUGCUUCUUUUCCUGAGACGCAAGCCAGUGGGGCAGGGGGAGCUUCCUUGGUGGAGGCAGUGGGUACUUGUGUGGCACAGGCAGAGCCAGAGGAUGAUGGAGUAGGUAGCAACCUUCCAAGGCUUCACUGUAAUGGUGAAGGCGAGUGGAUGGUAGCUGUGGGAAGCUGUCACUGUCGCCCUGGGUACCAACCUGCACAUGGCGACAGAGCCUGCCAAGCCUGCCCCAGGGGAUCCUUUAAGGCUUUGGCUGGGGGUGCCUCCUGUAUACCCUGCCCUUCCCGAAGCCACUCUGCCAUGCCUGGUGCAUCUAUGUGCCCCUGUCUCAGUGGCUUCUACCGGUCCAGCUCUGAUGCCCCUGAAGCUCCCUGCACUGGGCCUCCAUCAGCACCCCGAGACCUUUGGUUUGAGGUACAGGGCUCAUCCUUGAUGCUGUAUUGGCGACUGCCCCAAGACUUGGGUGGUCGAGGGGAUGUGCGAUUUAACAUCGUGUGCAAGCAGUGCGGAGAGGAACAUAGUCCUGAGAGUGGAGCUUGUCACCACUGUGGAGAUGAGGUGUACUUUGAUCCUCGACAGCAAGGCCUUACUGAAAGCCGAGUGCUGGUUGGAGGGCUACGAGCCCAUGUGCCCUACAUCCUGGAGGUGCAGUCUCUUAAUGGAGUAUCUGAGUUCAGCUUUGAACCGCCAAAGACCACAGCCAUCAAUGUCAGCAUCAUCCAUGAAGUCCCCCCGGCAGUUCCUCUGCUGCACCAGGUGAGCCGGGCAUCUGACAGCAUCACUGUGUCCUGGCCACAGCCUGAUCAACGGCAUGGACGUGUCCUGGAUUAUCAGCUCCGGUACUAUGACCAGGCAGAUGAGGCCCACUUCUCCAUACUGACCAGUGAGACCAACACAGCUACUGUAUCCCAACUGAGCCCUGGCCAUAUCUACGGCUUCCAGGUUCGGGCACGGAGUGCAGCAGGUCAUGGCCCCUAUGGGGGCAAGGUCUAUUUCCAAACUCUCCCACAAGGUGAGUUGUCCCGGCUGAUACCAGAGAGGCUCCCAUUGGUGGUUGGUUCUGCCCUGGGUGCUCUGGCCUUCCUCGUGUUAGCAGUCAUUACCAUCUUUGCCUUCAUCUUCCAGAGGAAGCGUCAACGGACAGGCUACACGGAACCACUGCAGCAGUACGCCAGCCCCAGUGGCCUUGGAGUGAAGUACUACAUUGAUCCAUCUACAUAUGAAGAUCCUAGCCAAGCCAUCAGGGAGUUCACCAGGGAGGUGGAUCCAGCAUAUGUCAAGAUCGAAGAGGUUAUUGGACCAGGCUCCUUUGGUGAGGUAUGCAGAGGCUGGCUGCAGCCUCGAGGACGUCGAGAACAAGCUGUAGCCAUUCGAACUCUAUGGGCCAGUGGAGUAGAAAGCCAACGUGAUGCCUUCCUAGGCCGGGCUGCAGUACUGGGUCAGUUUCAUCAUCCUAAUGUUCUUCGGCUUGAGGGUGUGGUUACCAAGAGUCAACCCCUCAUGGUGCUAACUGAGCUCAUGGAGAAUGGCCCACUGGACAGCUUUCUCAGGCAACAAGAGGGCCAGUUCAGUAACCUGCAACUUGUGGCUAUGCAGCGGGGUGUGGCAGCAGCCAUGCAGUACCUAUCCAGUUGUGGCUUUGUACACAGGGCUCUGACAGCCCAUAGUGUACUGGUCAAUGGCCACCUGGUGUGCAAAGUGGCCCACCUUAGCCAUGGCCACAGCUACCUGAGUCACAACAGCCAGGGUUUACAGCCUCCACUCCGAUGGUCAGCUCCUGAGGUCCUAACUCAUGGAAAAUUCACAACAGCCAGUGAUAUCUGGAGCUUUGGGAUUCUAAUGUGGGAAGUAAUGAGUUAUGGGGAACGCCCAUACUGGGACAUGAGUGACCAAGAGGUGGUACAUGCUAUAGAACAGGAGUUCCGUCUUCCUCCACCUCCAGGAUGCCCCAAUGGGCUGCACCUACUGAUGCUAGACACUUGGCAACAGGAUUCUGCCCAGCGGCCUCACUUUGACCAGCUGGUAGCUGCCUUGGACAAGAUGAUCCGCAAACCCGAGAUGCUACAAGCUGGAGGAGUCCAUAGGGGAAGACAAUCCCAGAGCCUAUUGAGUCCUGUGACCUUGGACUUCUCCUCACUGGAAACACCUCAGGCCUGGUUGACUGCAAUCGGGAUGGAGUGCUAUCAGGACAGCUUCUCCAAAGUUGGGCUCUGUAGCUUCAAUGAGGUGGCUCAGCUCAGCCUUGAGUAAGCGGCUUAACAGGGAAUGUUGUCAUUGAGAAGAGGUUGGGGGAAGAAAAAGUCCAAGUGUCAGGACCACAUAUCUCUCAUUCAAAAGGGCACCUGGUCUUCUCCCUCCUGCAGAAUCCCCAUGUUCCCAGGGAGAAACAACAGAAUUAGGUAUCAAAGCUCAAGGGAGGCAGAUAGAGAGGAUAUGUGUCCCAUCAUCCCCAUUCCUCCUUUUCCCAGGGAUAUGCCUGCCUUGGGCAUCACUCUGGCUGGACACCAGAAGAAACUUCUCCACAACAUCCAUCUGCUCCAACAACACCUAAGCCAGCCAAGCCCAGUGGAGGUCUGAACCCUUGACAGAAUAUAGAUGUGGUCACACAGCCUCAAAAGGACCACAGAUGGGGUGAACCUUGGUUUCAGAUGGAAGAAUCGGCCCUUCCUCAUUGCCCACCCAUGACUCAUUCUUUGGAUUGUUCCCUCCAAAAUGGUUCUUCCCCUGCCAUAUUAAAAGGGAAAAAUGGGA